GCCCCUCUCAUCUUGUAGAUUCCGACACUAGAAUCUCACCGGCCCGAAAUUACCAUGUAGCUUGUUUAUAGCUAUGGUGGGGAACUUGAUAUCAUCGAGAUAAUGAUAUGUAUUGACUGUCAUUGACAGAUGAAUCCGGAUUGAUCAACUCGUGAGAUUUGAUACGUUUACGAAUGGAAACGUCGAAUUGAACAUUAAAGUUAUCAGCGUUGUGCUUUGAAGUUGGUAUUAGUUCGCUCUUCUCAUGAGUUAUGUCAGUGUCAAUUCAACAGUAUCAAAAAAGAAACGUCACUCUGCAGCAGCUACCCGAUUACACCUCACCCAUAAAUUCAAAUAAGUAUACAGACUUCCUUGUUCUUCACUCCAGUCGACUCUACAAGCCGUAAACACAAUGUCACAUCCUGCUAUCCUUCUCCUCGGAACCUUCGAUUCCAAACGCGAGGAAAUCCUCUAUCUCCGCACCCAAAUCCUCACGCACUCCCAGCCCAAUACCCGAGUUCACCUCGCAGACGUAGGACGCGAGCCCGCCUCUGACCCCGAAAUAACCAUUCCCCAAUCCGAAAUCCUCUCGUAUGCCUCUUCCCCCCUCGACUACUCAACCCUUUCCCGCGGUGAAUACAUCGAGCACAUUUCCAUUUGCGCCACGAAUCUCAUACGAUCUCUUUUCGAAAAGAAGUCCAUCCAUGCUAUUAUCGGACUCGGUGGAUCAGGAGGAACAUCCCUCAGUGCAUCCAUCAUGCGCAACGGGCUACCUAUUGGAUUCCCCAAACUACUGGUAUCCACAAUGGCCAGUGGAAACACAGGACCAUACGUCGGAGAAACAGAUAUCACAAUGAUGUACAGCGUCGUUGACAUCGCGGGUACCAAUUCCAUACUGAAAGGAAUACUAGACAAUGCAGCAGGAGCGAUUUCCGGACUCGCGAAAGCAUAUUGGCUUCGAAACCAAGCAGAAGAGAAGAACGAGCCGAGAAAAAAAGGAAUAGGAUUAACCAUGUUUGGCAUCACCACACCCUGUGUGGAAAAGGUGCAGGAAAUUCUCCAAAACGAGCGCAAACUCAAAAAUGAAUACGAGAUAUACAUUUUCCACGCCACCGGCGCCGGAGGAAAAGCAAUGGAGAGAUUGAUACGCGAGAAACGCAUCGAUGCAGUUCUCGAUAUUACGACGACGGAAAUAACGGAUCUUGUUUGCGGAGGUAUAUUGUCAGCGGGCCCAGAACGACUCUCUGCCGCCGCCGAAAUGGGAAUUCCGCAAGUGGUGAGUGUGGGUGCAUGUGAUUGUGUUAAUUUUGGACCAAGGGAUUCGGUACCUGAGAGAUUUGGUGAGAGGUUGUUGGUGCAACAUAAUCCAGAAGUCACAUUAAUGCGAACGAAUAAGGAUGAGUGUGUCGAGAUUGGCAAGUUCAUUGCUGGGAGAUUGAAGGAGAAGGCUAAGAACAAGGAGUUGGUCAAGAUAUGUUUACCGAAGAAGGGAACGAGUAUUUUGGCUGUAGAGGGAGGUAAGUUUCAUGAUGUCGAGGCCGACAAGAUGCUAUUUGAAACUAUUCAGGAUGGGCUAGAUGGGACGGGAAUCGAGGUGCUGGAGAAAGACUAUGCUGUUAAUGAUCAGGAGUUUGCAAAGUUUUUGGCAGAUCAACUUGUGAAACUUGUUUCCAAAGCAUCUUGAUAAUGUUGGAUGGAGAGAGGAGAGAGCACCAGAUGAGAUAAUGAUUUACUUUAUACCCCUAAAUAUUAGUCAACUACCUAUUUCUUCGCCUCAUCAUCUCAUGAGCAUCUUUACAUAUCAUUCACGCCAUCUUAUCCAUAUAGGAAAAUAUUUGAAGAUUGGAGGCAACAUAAAACAAUUUCAAGAAAAUUGA
This is a messenger RNA of Botrytis cinerea B05.10, 1856 nucleotides long. RefSeq lists its product as hypothetical. NCBI's taxonomy places the organism in Eukaryota, Fungi, Ascomycota, Leotiomycetes, Helotiales, Sclerotiniaceae. The transcript has a single exon. The record is from RefSeq and is a predicted model, not a curated record. Bases 392 to 1663 code for a protein of 423 amino acids.